GCCAUAGAGGCGGUGUGAGAACUACACUUCCCAGAGUGCCUCGCGAGGGACGGCGCCGGCGGCUGGUGUGGUGGGGGAGCGAGGCGGCGCUGGGUGACGGGAGGAGCUCCCGGUACCGGGAGCAGGAUGUAUACUCUGCUGUCUGGGCUCUAUAAGUAUAUGUUCCAGAGGGAUGAGUACUGCAUCUUGAUCCUCGGUUUGGACAAUGCUGGUAAAACAACCUUCCUUGAACAGACUAAAACUCGAUUUAACAAGAACUACAAAGGGAUGAGUCUGUCAAAAAUCACAACCACUGUAGGCUUAAACAUUGGUACAAUUGAUGUUGGCAAAACUCGGCUGAUGUUUUGGGAUCUUGGGGGCCAGGAGGAGCUACAGUCUCUUUGGGACAAGUACUAUGCUGAAUCUCACGGUGUCAUCUAUGUUAUUGAUUCCACUGAUGAGGAGAGGCUCUCAGAAUCUAAAAGAGCUUUUGAGAAGAUGAUUACUAGCGAAGCUCUGGAAGGAGUUCCCAUUCUGGUGUUAGCUAACAAGCAGGAUGUAGAGACUUGUCUGUCAAUUCCUGACAUCAAAACAGCGUUUAGUGACUGCAUUAACAAAAUUGGGAAGAGAGACUGCCUAACACAAGCCUGCUCUGCUCUGACUGGCAAAGGAGUGAACGAGGGAAUUGAAUGGAUGGUGAAGUGCGUGGUGAGGAACAUCCACCGACCCCCAAGAAAGAAGGACAUAACGUAAGGAAUUGCAAGGCAGCCAAGGAAUGGACAUUCUCUUCCCACACAGCUUAGUGUUCUCUUUAAAGAAGGUGGUCCACCAGAUUUCUAUUACACCUGAUUCUUUCCGAAGUUUGAAGACGAACAUUCUCUUUCUUUGUCUAAAAAACCUGAGCAAAGGAUUCCAGCUGGGGUUGGGGGGAAUCUCUUACUUCAAGUAUUAAGCCAUUGGCCUGAGGGCAUAGACUGAGUGGCAAUCUGUAAUUUGUUGCAGAUGCAAAGAACUUCAUUUUCUACUUUGUAUUACUUUGUGACUCUUGAUUUAUUAGUCUGAUGGGCUAGAGGCCAGUAACUUGGAACUGUCCUCUCUUGAAGGAACCGAAUACAUGAAUAUGAAAGGGAAGGAGCACGGGGAAUGGCUCUCCCUUCUCUCUGAGAAGAUACCUUGCUGCUCCAGCCCCAUGGCUACUAAAGGUGGUCUUACUGGCCCUGUUAUGCUUUUGUUUGUAUGAUGGGGAGAGACAGUGUUGAUAAUAAUUCAGUUUUCAGUUGGCACUUUGAUCCAAUGACUUUUACCCGUGGUAAAUACAAAUAUGGAAGCCAACCUGUAGCACAGUGAUACACUGUUUGAAAAUGGUAUUUGUAACAGGACAUGAAGCACUGCCUUGCUUUGACUGCCAGUCUCUGCUGUGCAUUCUUCUUAAUUGUAAGAAUAAUUGAUUGAUUUGUUUAACUGGAAUGAAUUGGGGCACUCUGUGUAUAAUGUCUAGGCCAAAAUCUGAACCUCUAGGCAGGGAGAAAAUCAGUAUGCAAUAAAGCUUCCUGCUCCUUCCAACUCUCUUGCUCAAGCAACUGAUGAGUCUUAUAAGUUCAGGAACGUUGGUACUUGGCCUUCUAUGGCUUUUUGAAAUGCAGGAAAGAACAGAAAGGCAGCUCUCAAAGUCAGAUCCUGCUCACUUCUCUUGUGGCCAACCCAGCUGGUAAUUCUGUGGAUGUAUCACUAACGUUUCUCCAAAUACCUCUUUGAAAACAUCUGGAUGCAUUUAAUGGUGGUUUGGCUGUGGGCAUUAUUCUUUGUGUGGCUGAGUUACUCUUGGCACUGGUGGGUGUUCAGAGCUGUUUGCACCUGAUGAAGUGUACAUUGUUCUGGCUCUGUUUGAGUAAGAUACAUGGUGAUAUUUGUUUAAUGAUAUGUUAUCUGGCUCUUGCCAAAGCCCUUUGUGUUAAAUGUUCUGUGUUCAA
Coturnix japonica (Japanese quail) is the source of this 1949-nucleotide messenger RNA. It is a transcript of the gene ARFRP1, whose product is annotated as ARF related protein 1. The record is from RefSeq and is a predicted model, not a curated record. Lineage: Eukaryota; Metazoa; Chordata; Aves; Galliformes; Phasianidae. Gene Ontology annotation, molecular function: GTP binding; GTPase activity. Gene Ontology annotation, cellular component: Golgi apparatus. Gene Ontology annotation, biological process: intracellular protein transport; protein localization to Golgi apparatus; Golgi to plasma membrane protein transport.